AUGUCUCCUUCUAAAGUGCUCAAGGAUGAAAUUCCAUCCAAUUUGGAUGCUCGAUUCACUGCUAUCAAACAAAGAUUAAUUAAACCCGAGAAUGCCAAACAAGUCUCUGCUAGCUGGAAAAGGUUACUAGUCGAAAUAGAGAAAGAAUUUAUUGAAAUUGCCAGAAUUGGACCCUCGUAUGUUCCUAAAUGUAGUUUUACUGAUAUCAAAGAUAACAAACUUCCAGUACAAGUUUCCAAUUUGUUUAAACAACGGGGUUGUUUAAUGAUUGAAAAUGUAAUUGAUGUUGAUCAAGUUGAUAUUUGGUUUAAUGGAUUGGUUGACUUUUGCAAAUCACAUCCAGAAACAGCAGGGUACACUUUUCCUAAUCCAACAUCCUGGUACAAUGUUUUUUGGUCAAAACCACAAACAGAAGCAAGAUUCCAUCCUAAUAUGAAAGCAAUCUUCAAAGCCAUGAGCAAAGAGUUUCAUGUUCAAGAUAAAGAGAAUUGCUUGAUUGAUUUAGAAACACAACUUGUUUAUGGUGACAGAAUUAGAAUUAGAGAACCAGGUAAAGCAGCCGCAUUGCCCUUACAUUUAGAUUCUUCUUCAAUAGAAAGAUGGGAAGAUAUUAUGUAUUCCGAGGUGUACAAACCAAUUUUUGAAGGUGACUGGGAAAAUUGGGAUGCAUUUAAGUUGGAUGAAAGAACUUAUUCAAAGGAGAAUUUAUAUGAGAAUGAAGAUGACGUAGAUGGGAAAUCCACAAUAUGCUCCUCCUUUCGGACGUUACAAGGUUGGUUGGCGCUCUCUAACAAUAAGUCAGGUGAAGGUACAUUAAGAGUAUUACCGAGCUUAAAAUUAUCAGUAGCUUAUAUCAUGCUUAGACCAUUUUUUUGGAAAGAUCCUGAGUCAGGAAACAUUGACGAUUAUGAGAUUGAUUUGACAACACCCAAGUUUCCUGGAACAGUGCCAGGAACUGGACAAUUAUUUCUUGACAAGUUUCAUCCUCAUUUACAACAAGGUGUUAUUUCUAUACCCGAUGUUAAAAAGGGCUCAUUUGUAUUUUGGCAUUGUGAUCUUCCUCAUGAGGUUGACAGAGAACACAAUGGAGAUGGGCACUCUUCAGUCUUGUAUUACGGACAAACUCCAUUAAGUAUUACCAACAUUCAGACAUUGUUGGAUACUAGAAAUGCCUUUUUAAAAAACAUUUCACCAGCUGAUUACAGAUCUCAAUUAAAUGAAGAGGAAAAGCGAAAAGAAUUUCAAGGUGCUGAUAUCGAUGACUUGAAAAAUGACAUUGACUCGAAAAGAUCAAUGGGGUUGUCAGAGUUUGAAAUACCAGAGAAUGUGACUUGUGAUCAAGCAAAAAUUAGAAAGAUUGCAAACCAAGCAUUACAAGGUGGUGGUUUUGACAUUGAAAAGUAUAUUCAUCGAUUCAAUAAGUAG
Candida dubliniensis CD36 is the source of this 1425-nucleotide messenger RNA. RefSeq lists its product as uncharacterized. NCBI's taxonomy places the organism in Eukaryota, Fungi, Ascomycota, Pichiomycetes, Serinales, Debaryomycetaceae. The record is from RefSeq and is a predicted model, not a curated record. The transcript has a single exon. The coding region runs from base 1 to 1425 and encodes 474 amino acids.